This is a messenger RNA of Spathaspora passalidarum NRRL Y-27907, 1131 nucleotides long. It is a transcript of the gene PHO100, whose product is annotated as Pho100p. Bases 1 to 993 code for a protein of 330 amino acids. NCBI's taxonomy places the organism in Eukaryota, Fungi, Ascomycota, Pichiomycetes, Serinales, Debaryomycetaceae. The record is from RefSeq and is a predicted model, not a curated record. The transcript is spliced from 3 exons. Gene Ontology annotation, molecular function: nucleotidase activity.
AUGAUCGGGUGUGCUCCCCGAGUUCAAGAAUUAAAAAUAGACCACGUUGAUGCUUCCUCCAAGAAUAUUCUUUUAUCUAACGAUGAUGGUUGGGCUGCUACCAACAUCAGAGCUACUUACUACAAGUUAAAGGAUGCUGGUUACAAUGUUUACAUGGUUGCUCCAGUAUCUCAAAGAUCUGGUUUCGGUGGUAAGUUUGAUGUUCCAGAUUCCCCAACCUUAGAAACCGACGGUGGUUUUGCUUAUCCACCAGCUGGUUCUCCAUCUUGGGGUCACGAACAAACUGAUGACCACAUCUGGUACUUCAAUGGUACUCCAGCUUCUUGUGUUGCUUUUGGUUUACAAUAUCUUCCAGAGUACUACAACAAGAGUCUUAAAUUCGAUUUAAUUGUCUCCGGUCCAAAUGAAGGAGAUAACUUAGGUGAGGCUGCUUACACCGGUUCUGGUACUAUUGGUGCCUCUUACAAUGCUAUUUAUCAAGGUGUUCCAGGUAUUGCUUUCUCUGGUAAUAACUUUAACAACUCUUUCUUCAAAGAUGACAUGAACUUAACUGAUAACAUGUCUCCAGCUACUAUUUAUGGUACCAAGAUUGUGGAAUUUGUUAACCUGGUUUUCGCUGCUCAAGGUAAGAACAAGCAAGUCUUACCAGCCGGUGUUGGUCUUAACGUUAACUUCCCUAAUGUUGGUUACUUAAACGAAACUUGUACCAACCCUAAGUGGGAUCUUACCUGGGUUAACUCCAGAUUAACCGGUGACUUUGCUUCUGGUGCUGAUAUUACUUAUAACAAGACUUCCGACUCUUUCGUCUGGACUCAAACUGCUUGGGAUGCUCUUGAAGUUUGUGAAAAUGGUGAUUGCAAGUUACCAUCUGAAAACUAUGUUGUUCAAUUCAUGAACUGUUCUGCUUCUGUAUCUGUUUUCAACGUUGAUUACGAUGCUAACUCCUACCUUGAAAGACAAGUUCAAAAGUCUUUAUCUGCUUUAUUCAACUAAGCUAACAUAACAAAAUUAACCAGAUGGUUAUUCAACUUUUAUUUUCUUCUCCGUCGUCCUUUUUGUUGUUUCUCAACGCUUUCUUUGUUUAUAGUUUUCUAACUAGAUACCUCCAAUAGAAAAGUUUGUUAUUGCAUU